AUGAGGGUAGGAAUGAGUAGCUCCUUGAUGCUCUAGUAUCAAGACCCAAAUUUCAUCUUAGAGCACAUGCCAGAGAUAAAAGUAAGCAAGGCACUUUACCAUUCUACUAUCAAGCAUCACAUUGAGUGUGCGAUUUGCUAUCAAGUAGCAGAUAACCCAUGGAUCAGUAGCAUUUGCAAGCGCCUUUUCUGCCUUAAAUGCAUUUAUGGGUUUCUUGCAAUUCCAUUUAACAUUUUCGAAUGCCCCAAUAAAUGCGACGCCGAUAAGUCAUAACUGCACUUUUACUAUAGACCCACCCUAAUACAUAAUGCAUUCCUUAGAGAUUCAAGCUUUUAAUGCGAAACUUGUGACGAAUACUUCAAAGGAGCCUAUACAUUUAAACAUCAUGUUGACUUCUGCCAGAGAGCUGAGCACCACUCUUUUCUCUAAUAAGACAAAUUGAAUUAAUCUGAAAUCAUGUAGCAAAGUAAUAAUAGAUAGAUCAGAGCUAUAAUGGUUGAGGUACGAGAUACUCAUCGCUAGAUCAACGCUGUCUAAAGUGAUUUAGCUUCAUUCAAACAAAAGCAACAAAUUGUAUCAAGGCCAAGUCGCUAGAAUCUUUAAUACCAUAACUUUAGAAGGUAGAGUUAGAGAUAAUCAUUAGAUUUUAACCCUAUGCAGUUCAGCAUUGAUGACAUGAUAAGCGAUGAUUUUAUUGAUGCGAAAUUGUAACUAAAAGAUUAAAGUAAGUUUUACCUUACUUCUGGCGAUAUAAAAUUGUGCGAUGUACUUAGUAAAGAAGAUCUAGAAGAGAGACUGAGGUUGCUUAAAGAAUCCUAAGAUUUCAUAGAGUAGGAGUAAUAAAGAAUAAUCUUAAUGCAUCAGUAAUAGAAAGAAGAAUCUACAAUCCAAAUAAAUACAAAUGUGAAUACACAGUUAGAUAAUCAGGCUAACCUAGUUUAAGCUAAUGAAGACUCCUAAGCAUAAAACAAAAUAGAAUUUAUUCAAUAGUAAACUUUAGGCUCGCAUAGAUAGGUUAUAUAUGUACCAUAGCCUUAUAUCUAAGAAGAUUCAGUGAUUUAAAAUGACUAAGAUUUUAUUUAAAGAUAGUUUGAGCCAAGUAACUAUCAGAAUCAAUAACAUCAAAAAUCUUAUUCAGGCAGAAAUCAAGGAAGCGGAUAUAGAGAUGACUUUUAAUGUGAUUAGUCAAACAACCGCAAUAAUACAUUUGAUAAUGAGAAUUAUAAGCAAAGAUAAAAUACAUUUAAGCAUUAGUAUUCUAAUAGGGAAUACAAUAAUAACAGAGAAGGUGGCAGAUUUGAAGAUAGAGGAUUAACUCUUGGCUACACUCAGAGUAAUCCAGACCAAAAUUACUAAAGUAAAAUAUUUGAAUACAGACAUUAAGGCAGAAGUUUCAAUAAUGAAAACGAUAUGUUUCACUAAUCAUAUAGCAGAGGUCGAGGAAGAGGAUUUAAUAAUAGUUACUAAUAUAGAUAGGGAGAGAGUGAGCACAAUAAUAGAUAUGAAAAAGAUGUUACUUAUUAUAGAAGGGGUAGAGGGUAAGCACGAGAAUAUCAUUGUUUUAAUUAGUAACAUGGUAGUUAAGCUUGGUAGCCGAAACAAUCACUGUCACUGAAUCAUACUCAUUAAAAUGAAAACAUUAGUAAUUAAGGAAAUGAUGAAAUAAAUCAAAUCUCUUAGUAGGAUCCCCAUUUAACUCGAGAGCAAAUUUAAAGUCAUAAGGAAUUGGAAGUAGUAUUUUAGAGAAUUUAAUUGGAUGCUCAGAAAUACAGCGAGUAAUAAGAGUAGUUUGACCCGUUAAAUGACACAGGAAUAAUAAUUAGUAAAAAAUGGAAUUGA
Messenger RNA from Stylonychia lemnae, 1839 nucleotides. NCBI's taxonomy places the organism in Eukaryota, Ciliophora, Spirotrichea, Sporadotrichida, Oxytrichidae. The record is from the annotation of a GenBank genome assembly.